Vicia faba (fava bean) is the source of this 1131-nucleotide messenger RNA. The record is from the annotation of a GenBank genome assembly. NCBI's taxonomy places the organism in Eukaryota, Viridiplantae, Streptophyta, Magnoliopsida, Fabales, Fabaceae.
AUGAAGGGAAUUUUAGUGAAAGAAGAAGAAACACUAGCAUGUAUAAAUGUUGGUUCUUCAACAAGUUCAUCUUCCUCUUCCAAUUCAAGUCUUCAACCAAAACCAAUGGAAGGGUUACACGAAACAGGUCCACCUCCAUUUCUCACCAAAACCUUUGAUGUCGUUGAAGAUCCUUCCACCGAUGGAAUCGUUUCGUGGAGCAGAGCUCGUAAUAGCUUCGUCGUUUGGGACCUUAAUAAAUUCUCCACUGCGAUUUUACCUCGUUACUUCAAACAUAGCAAUUUCUCUAGCUUUGUUCGUCAACUCAAUACCUAUGGUUUUAGAAAAGUUGAUCCGGAUCGAUGGGAAUUUGCGAAUGAAGGGUUCUUAGCUGGACAGAGGAACUUGUUGAGAACGAUCAAGAGAAGAAGAAAUGUAGCGCAGUCGCCGUCUAUGCAGCGAGAAAGUGGUGGUGCUUGUAUUGAAUUAGGAGAGUUUGGUCUUGAAGGUGAGAUUGAGAGGUUGAGAAGAGACAGAUCUGUUUUAGUGGCUGAAAUUGUGAAAUUGAGGCAGCAGCAGAAUAAUUCAAGGGAUCAAUUAUCUGCUAUGGAAGCUAGGUUGUUGAUUACUGAGAAGAAACAUCAACAAAUGAUGGCUUUUCUUGCAAAAGCACUUAGUAAUCACUCUUUUAUUCAGCAAUUGGCAAACAACAAAGAGUUGAAAGGUGUUGAAAUGAAGCGAAAGAGGAGGCUCACUGCUAGUUCGAGUUUGGAGAAUUUGCAGAAUGAUUCCGUGACGAUGAUGGCAGUGCCGAUUGAGUCUGUGGUUGAUUGUUCUAGUCAAGAACAACAAGAGGGUUUGACUACUAUUGAGUCCGAGAUAGAGACAUUGUUAAGUGCUUAUGGUAAUGAAUCAAGGAGUGAAAUCAAAGACUAUGCAUCAUUGAGUUCAGUUCCAAGUGCUAAUGAGAGUAAUUUGAGUGAUUGGGAGGAUUUACUGAACCAAGAGUUGGUUGGUGGGAAUCCAGAGGAUGAAGUUUUGAUUGGUGAUUUCUCACAAAUUGAUGCGCCGGUUGAGGAUUUGGUAGAAAAGAAUGAUGAUUGGACUGUGGAUUUGCAGAACCUUGUUGAUCAAAUGGAUUUUGAACCUUAA